CAAAAAAAACUCACCAAAACCAGGAUAUGUUUGUUUACAUCCAGAGUUCCUCUAUCCCCUACUACUUUACUCUCUCUGAUUUUUAGUUUCCCAGGUCUCUAACAAAUUCUUUCUUAUGAGACGAUUCAACUUCAAGCAUGAACAAGACAUAUCUAAAACUCUUCUGCUGCGGUUCUAGUCAACAGAAGCGGUUUAUGUUCUCCAACAACGUUAAAGUUGCAUGCUUAUUAGCCUCCUUUUGCGCUUUCGCUGUUUGGACUUACAUAUUUGCAGAUAUUUCAAUUCCAUUCCUCCACAAAGACAGACUCCAAAACCAGGAAGAUUUUCUUCUCAGAUGCAUAAAAGGAAAAUCUUUCAAACAAACAUGUCCUACAAACUACCCUACAAAACACAACCCAAUAAAUCAAAACAGACAUGUUUGUCCCUCGUACUUUAGAUGGAUCCAUGAAGAUCUAAAGCCAUGGAGAGAACAAGGGAUCACAAGAGAGAUGCUGGAAAGGGCAAAAAAGACAGCACAUUUCAAGCUUGUGAUUGUGGAAGGGAAAGUGUAUGUGGAGAAGUAUAGGAAAGCUAUUCAGACAAGAGAUGUUUUUACAUUGUGGGGUAUUUUGCAAAUGUUGAGGUUGUUUCCUGGGAAAUUACCCGAUUUGGAACUUAUGUUUGAUUGCGAAGAUAAACCUGUUGUUCCUUUGGAUAAGUUUCAAGGCCCAAAUGCUUCACCGCCUCCGUUGUUUCGAUAUUGUUCAGAUCAAUGGAGCUUGGAUAUUGUCUUCCCAGAUUGGUCUUUUUGGGGAUGGGCAGAGACAAAUAUAAAACCAUGGAAAGAUACCCUAAAAGAUAUAAAAGAAGGGAACAAAAAGACUAAGUGGAAGGAUAGAGUACCUUAUGCUUAUUGGAAAGGGAAUCCUUAUGUUGCUCAAACUAGACAAAAUCUUCUACAAUGCAAUGUUACAUUAGAGAAGGAUUGGAACACUCUCAUAUACAUACAGGAUUGGAUUCAAGAAUCAAAUCAAGGUUUCGAGAAAUCUAGCUUAGGAGAUCAAUGCACUCAUAGAUACAAGAUAUACAUAGAAGGAUGGGCUUGGUCAGUUAGUGAGAAGUAUAUUAUGGCAUGCGAUUCGAUGACAUUAUACGUAAGAUCCAAUUACCAUGAUUUUUUCAUGAGAGACAUGGUGCCAUUACAACACUAUUGGCCUAUUAGAGACAAUAGUAAAUGUUCAUCUCUUAAGUUUGCUGUGGAAUGGGGCAACAAUCACACUCAGAAGGCACAGGCCAUUGGAGAGGCGGGUAGCAAAUUCAUACAAGAGGACUUAGACAUGAAAAAUGUAUAUGAUUACAUGUUUCAUUUGCUAAAUGAAUAUGCAAAGCUUUUGAGAUUCAAGCCAAAAGUACCACGAGGAGCUGUCGAGUUUUGUGCUGAAAAAUUAAUGGCAUGUGAUGUAAAUGGUAACAAAAGGAGGUUUAUGGAAGAGUCACUGGAGAAGGUUCCUAGUGAUUCAAAUCCAUGCAUUCUUCCUCCUCCUUAUGAUCCUUUAACUUUACAAGAAUUGUUAGAGAGAAAAGCAAAUUCAACAAAACAAGUAGAAAGUUGGGAAGAGAAGUAUUGGCAUAGUAAAAACAAUGGACAAUAGUAUUGGCAUAUUUUUAUUUUCCUUUCCUUUAUUGACAGACUAUUUGCUUGGUUGUUAAUAUUUUUUAGUAGAAAUUCACAUGCUUGUUCUUCUAACUCCUUAUUGAUCCUCAAGCGUGGAUUAAUGUUUAUACAAUUGGUUCCGAUUUGGAAUUAGAAUCGUUGGUCUAGAUCCUUAAUGUGGUGGUCUGAGUUGCUCCAGUGUUGUCGCAUGGUGUGGACUUGCAAUGUUAAUACUUCAACGUCCAAAUUAGUUUUGAAUAAAGAGGAUGGAGUGAGUAAUGGAUUAAAGUCAUACCUUUUAUUGCUCAGGUGGUGGUAUUGGUAUAUUGGGCGAAGUUGGGCCUUUCUUGUAUUAGGCUUGAGGCCGAUCCAAAACAGUUGCCCUCAAGGCUUGCUAUAAUGUUGUGCUUGGGAAGUAUUCUAAGGGUCGGGUAUGUCUGGUCGUGAUCCUGUGUUGAGAAGUGGAAAGGGCCUAGAGACAACUUCAUUAAAUGCUCAUCUCAGACAUUUUGGAAGUUUCUUUGCACGUGACCCUAGAUUUAUAGGUUAGGGCAUGUCGCUUCUACCUAGGGCGUUCGAGUGUACUCAAAUGUCAUUAAAUUUCCGAGACCGUUAAUUUUUCACCUUCCAUUUA
Messenger RNA from Lathyrus oleraceus (garden pea), 2267 nucleotides. RefSeq lists its product as uncharacterized. The record is from RefSeq and is a predicted model, not a curated record. Lineage: Eukaryota; Viridiplantae; Streptophyta; Magnoliopsida; Fabales; Fabaceae. The transcript is spliced from 6 exons. The coding region runs from base 138 to 1631 and encodes 497 amino acids.